Messenger RNA from Otolemur garnettii (small-eared galago), 96 nucleotides. It is a transcript of the gene SLN, whose product is annotated as sarcolipin. Gene Ontology annotation, cellular component: membrane. The record is from RefSeq and is a predicted model, not a curated record. The transcript has a single exon. The coding region runs from base 1 to 96 and encodes 31 amino acids. Gene Ontology annotation, molecular function: enzyme regulator activity. Lineage: Eukaryota; Metazoa; Chordata; Mammalia; Primates; Galagidae.
AUGGAGUGGUCUUCCCGGGAGCUGUUCAUCAACUUCACCAUUGUCCUGGUCACGGUUGUGCUCAUGUGGCUUCUCGUGAGGUCCUACCAGUACUGA